ACACACACACACACACACACAUAGAGCUCUAUUCUAAUCCUCUGUCCGGCUACAACGGAAAAUAACUCACUUCAUCUUAUCACUCUGCUACCUCCCUCUGUCCAUUCUCUCUUCUUCCUGUCCUCCCCAUUUUUUUCCUUCUCCCUUCCCCCUCCCUCUCUCUCUCUCUCUCUCUCUCUCUCUCUCCCUCUAUCUCUCGCUGUCCCUCUCCCUCCCCCAUCAGUGGUAAGUUCAUUGAAGUAGACAACAGAGAGAUGAAAGAGAAGAACCCCUGGCAAUCGCCUGUGACCAUCAUCAUCACUGUGAUUGGCGUCAUAGCGAUUGUUACCUUGGUGACGGUAGCAGUUUUGCAGAACAAGCCACUACCCCAAAAGUACAAGUAUGGGAUCGUGCUGGAUGCUGGAUCCUCCCACACAGCUCUGUAUAUCUAUCAGUGGCCAGCAGAGAAGGAUAACGACACUGGCAGAGCUGAACAGAUGCAUUCCUGCAAAGUUAAAGGUCCGGGUAUCUCCAGCUACGCGUCCACUCCGUGGAAAGCAGGGGAUUCUCUGAGUGCAUGCAUGCAGGAGGCCAUGGAGCAUGUCCCUGUAAAAAGACACCAGGAGACCCCUCUUUAUCUGGGAGCUACUGCUGGAAUGAGAUUGCUAAAUAUUGAGAACAACUUGGCGUCAGACAAGGUCUUUCAAGCCGUGGCAGAGGCCCUGCAAAAGUUCCCCUUUUCCUAUCAAGGAGCAAGGCUCCUCAGUGGUCAGGAAGAGGGAGCCUUCGGCUGGGUGACAGUCAACUACUUGGAUGAUCGCCUCAAACAGGGUUUGGAAACCACAGGAGCUCUUGACCUUGGUGGGGCCUCCACUCAGAUUAGCUUUGUUUCUGAUAAUUAUGAUGGCUCAGAGUCACCUAGCAACUCUGUGACAUUCCGACUCUAUGGAAAUGAUUAUAAUCUGUACACAAACAGCUUCCUGUGUUACGGGAAAGACCAAGUGUUAAAAAUGACGCUGGCAUACCAGACUCAGUCAGGUCCAGAAACAGUAUUAGAUCCUUGUUUCCACCCUGGUUACAAUGAGACAAAGAACUACACAGCCCUUUAUGACAGCCCCUGCGUGUCAGACAGGAAACCCCAAAAUGCUCCUGAAUCCUUCGAUCACAACGGGACAGGAAACUUCCUAGAAUGCCAGAAAGCUGUCAAAAGAGUCUUCAACUUUACCGACUGCAAAUACAGCCGAUGCUCUUUCAACGGGGUCUUCCAGCCAGUUUUGCAGGGGCCAUUUGGGGCUUUCUCUGCCUACUACUUUGUGAUGAACUUCCUCAAUCUGACUGAUACAUCCAUCCGUCUGGAAACUGUCAAGCAAAAGCUAGCAGACUACUGCGCUACCCCUUGGCAGCAGAUAAAGCAGCAGCAUCCAAAAGUAAAAGUGAAGUAUUUGGCUGAGUACUGUUUCUCCGGCACAUACAUCGUCACCCUGCUGACAGAAGGAUACAACUUCACCUCGGAGACUUACUCAAACAUAAAAUUCAUCAAGAAGAUAAAAGGCAGUGAUGCAGGCUGGACACUGGGCUACAUGUUGAAUCUGACCAACAUGAUUCCAGCCGAGGCUCCUGACUCGCCCCUUCUGCCCCACGCCGGCUACGUCUCCAUUGUCACCAUUAUCGCAAUACUGCUGUUCGUCCUCUUCAUCCUCAGCCUGCGCCCUCUCUGGCCUUGUCGCUCUAAGCAGCCACAGAUAAUAUAAACACACACACAGAAAUGUAUGAAUGACGCCAGGGAGGGAAUGUGUAUGUGUCAGUGUUGGUGUGGGUGUUAUUCUACCAAUUGGUGAAAAGAAAGUCAACUUGUCACUUCCUAGCCUUUGUGGGGAGGUCAAAAGUCAAUACCUGCUUGUAUGGAUAUUAGAGAAGGACAAAUGCUUUCUCUCUCUGGGGGAUUCGCUCUGCUUCUCUGGUUGAAGGACAAUUUCUAUGAGUGAGUGAGUGAAUGAGUGAGUGUGUGUUGAAGUUUGAAUGGGCAUUAGAAUGUGUGCUUGAGUGUGUGUACCAACAUAAGUCUGCAUGUAUGUGUCUUGAAUUAUGAUGUGAAUAUGCUACUGUAUAAAUAAAAUAACCCAAGUUUAUAUAUAA
Messenger RNA from Thunnus maccoyii (southern bluefin tuna), 2115 nucleotides. It is a transcript of the gene entpd1, whose product is annotated as ectonucleoside triphosphate diphosphohydrolase 1. Gene Ontology annotation, molecular function: GDP phosphatase activity; UDP phosphatase activity. Gene Ontology annotation, cellular component: plasma membrane. The coding region runs from base 255 to 1730 and encodes 491 amino acids. The record is from RefSeq and is a predicted model, not a curated record. The transcript is spliced from 10 exons. Gene Ontology annotation, biological process: nucleoside diphosphate catabolic process. Lineage: Eukaryota; Metazoa; Chordata; Actinopteri; Scombriformes; Scombridae.